Rhodamnia argentea is the source of this 824-nucleotide messenger RNA. Its product is annotated as thioredoxin H1. The transcript is spliced from 3 exons. The coding region runs from base 255 to 611 and encodes 118 amino acids. The record is from RefSeq and is a predicted model, not a curated record. NCBI's taxonomy places the organism in Eukaryota, Viridiplantae, Streptophyta, Magnoliopsida, Myrtales, Myrtaceae.
CCAUGAAUUGACGCACGUGUCCGCGUCAUGUUCCCACUCGCAGAGAAACGCGUUUACCUCGACAAAUUGUCAUCUCUUACGAAUUUUUGCGGGAUUCUAGCAAGUUCGUCGCGGGCUUCUAUAAAUACGGGCCUCUGGGUCUCGUAUAAUUCUUACAGCAAUCGGCGAAAACCACGGAAUUACUCAGGUAUCCAAAAAGUUUUUGAAUUUCGCUCGCAGUUAUCUCGAGACAAAAGAAGUGAGAAGAAAGCAAGAUGGCUGGUGAAGGGCAAGUGAUUAGCUGCCACACCGUCGAUUCUUGGAACCGGCAGCUCCAGAAAGGAAUUGAAACCAAGAAACUGGUGGUGGUGGAUUUCUCUGCUACAUGGUGCGGUCCAUGUCGCCUCAUUUCCCCAGUUCUGGAUGACCUCGCAAGAAAGCUGACCGAUGUCAUUUUCCUGAAGGUCGAUGUCGAUGAAUUAAGGUCUGUUGCUGAGGAUUGGGCUGUGGAGGCGAUGCCUACUUUUAUCUUUAUGAAAGAAGGCACAAUAGUGGACAAGGUUGUUGGUGCAAAUAAGGAUGAUUUGCAGAUGAAGAUCGCGAAACAUGCAACCGCUGCUGUGACUGCUUAAUAUCUAUUGAAACACAGCUUGCGUUGGAUUCGACCGUGACAUACCAUCGUCGUUUGUCAACCUGUUUGUGUCCAUUUCCAAAGUAUAUCAGUGUGCAUGUAGCUCUUAUUUGCUUUCUCCUUGAUCCUGUAUCGCUUCAGAUACAGAGGCAUGUGUAGAGCCAUGUGAACUUGUCAUUUGAGUAAUAAAAGGCCUAUUUCUGCUGUUCUGUUU